Messenger RNA from Carassius carassius (crucian carp), 1393 nucleotides. RefSeq lists its product as uncharacterized. NCBI's taxonomy places the organism in Eukaryota, Metazoa, Chordata, Actinopteri, Cypriniformes, Cyprinidae. The record is from RefSeq and is a predicted model, not a curated record. The coding region runs from base 30 to 1235 and encodes 401 amino acids. The transcript has a single exon.
ACUUAAGACGGCAACUUGCAGGCUCUUUUAUGUUUACUCAACUCAACUGUUUCCUUUCUGUUUUUCUGUCACAUUUUACAGAUAGAAAGACAAAGUCAGUGUAUUGUUUACCUACUUGGAUCUUCUUUUACCUUCACAUCGAACAUCAACAUGAGUUUCUCAACCCCCAACCCCCCCCGCCCAGUUUUUCAGAGAGCACAGUGCAGUCCUCAUCUCCUGAACUCUCAGAUGAGCUCACCGCUGCCCUCGCCGCAGGGCGCUGGUGGGCAAUAAUGGAGGUUUCUUCUCCUAUAUCUGAAGAGCCUGAGUAUGGCGACCUCACCUCAGUGCAGUGGCAGGGAACAAUGGAGGCAGGAGAAACUUUGUGCCCCAAGUCUGUGGUCUUCAGGGAUGAAUGUGAGAAGGCUGAGUCCCUGCACUCAGGCCUCCAAGGUGCAACACUGAAGACCAAAGAGCUGUGGAGGAAGAAGAAGACACAGGGUGCACCAGUGCCUCCCAGGUCCCAACACGGUUCAUCUGUGUCUGCAAAUACCAAGAAAAGUGACCACAGCUCAUCCCUGGUCUUAAACUAUGCAUCUAAGAAGGCUGAGUCUCCGCACUCAGGCUUUACAGAUGCAGCCCUGAAGACCAAAGAGCUGUGGAGGCAGAAGAAGCCUCAGGGAGCACCUGUGUUUGCCGGAUCUGGGUUCACUAAUGAAAUACUGAAGACCACUAAGCAGGGGAGGCAACAGCAAAGGAAGUGGACCGAGAUGAAGCCUCAGGUAGCACCUGAGCCUGCUGGGUCCCCUCAAAGACCACCUGUGACCACUGGCUCUCAACGAAGAGGAAAGCUCAUGAUCCCUGAGAAUCUGAGGCAACAUCUGCUAAAGGCUGCUUCUGAACUGGAAUCACCUGUGCCUGCUAGAUCCCCACAGGGAGCACCAGUGCCCACAGUGUCUCCUCAAAACACACCCAUGUGCACAAAGUCUCUACAGAGAGAAGCUAUGCCUGCCCCAGAGGUGCCAAAACCAAAGAUACCUGAGCCGCUGAGACAGGAGCUGCUGCAGCAGAAGCCCAACAAGACCCCAGGGAGGCAAAACCUUAAAAUCCCUCAGUCGCCAAGGCAGGUGCUGCUGCAGCAGAAGCCCAACAAGACCCAAGAGAAGCAAAGGCUGAAGAUACCUGAGCCGCUGAGACAGGAGCUGCUGCAGCUGUCGGCUCGAGCAUCUUCUGUUCAAGGAGCACCUGUGCCUUAAAAGACCCCAGAGAGACAAAGACUUAAACCCCCUCAGUCGCUGAGGCAGGAGCUGCUGCAGGUUUCAUCUUGUGCCUCUUCUGAGAAGGGAGCACCUGGACCCAACAAGACCCCAGAGAGGCAAAAGCUCAAGAUACCUGAGCGUCUGAGGAAGGAGUU